Molecule: messenger RNA, 963 nt
Organism: Peromyscus eremicus (cactus mouse)
Lineage: Eukaryota; Metazoa; Chordata; Mammalia; Rodentia; Cricetidae
Product: olfactory receptor 13C8
Exons: 1
Coding region: 1-963 (320 amino acids)
Biological process (GO): G protein-coupled receptor signaling pathway
Cellular component (GO): membrane
Molecular function (GO): G protein-coupled receptor activity; olfactory receptor activity
Source: RefSeq, a predicted model, not a curated record
AUGGAGAGAGCCAAUGAUUCCAUGUUGACAGAAUUUAUCUUGGUGGGGCUUUCUGACCACCCAAAGCUCCAGAAAGUUUUGUUUGUGCUAGUUUUGUGCGUGUAUCUGAUAAUCCUGCUUGGAAAUGGAGUCAUUAUCUCAGUAGUUAUCUAUGAUGUGCACCUGCACACCCCCAUGUAUUUCUUCCUCUGUAAUCUUUCCUUCCUGGAUAUCUGCUAUACAAGCUCUUCUGUCCCACUAAUUCUCAGUAGUUUUCUGACAGGAAGGAAGAGAAUUUCUUUUCCUGAGUGCAUGGUACAAAUGUUCCUCUCCUUUGCCAUGGGUGCCACAGAAUGUGUGCUUCUAGGCACAAUGGCACUUGACCGCUUUCUGGCCAUCUGUUACCCACUGAGAUACCCUGUCAUCAUGAGCAAGAGUACUUAUGUGCCCAUGGCGGUUGGAUGCUGGGUUUCUGGGUUUGUUGACUCGUUGGUGCAGACAUCUCUUGCAGUGCAAUUACCAUUCUGUACUAAUAAUGUCAUUCACCACUUUGUCUGUGAAAUGCUAGCCAUUCUGAAACUGGCUUGUACAGAUAUUUCCAUCAAUGUGAUUAGCAUGGCAGGGUCAAAUCUGCUUUUUCUAGCUGUUCCAUUGUUAGUCAUUGCUAUCUCUUACAUUUUCAUUGUUGCCACUAUUCUGAGGAUCCCGUCCACUGAAGGAAAACAGAAGGCCUUCUCCACAUGCUCUGCCCAUUUGACAGUGGUGAUUCUGUUCUAUGGAACCAUCUUCUUCAUGUACUCAAAGCCCAAGUCUAAAGCCACUGCUGGGACAGGGCAUCAAAGUGUGAUCGAGGCCCUCAUCUCCCUCUUCUAUGGGGUGAUGACCCCCAUGCUCAAUCCUCUCAUCUACAGUCUGAGGAACAAAGAUGUGAAGGCUGCUGUGAGGAACAUGCUGGGAGGAGAACGUCUGAUAAAACAGAAAUGA